Eimeria tenella is the source of this 330-nucleotide messenger RNA. Its product is annotated as 3'-5' exoribonuclease csl4, putative. NCBI's taxonomy places the organism in Eukaryota, Apicomplexa, Conoidasida, Eucoccidiorida, Eimeriidae. The record is from RefSeq and is a predicted model, not a curated record. Gene Ontology annotation, biological process: RNA processing. The transcript has 4 exons. Gene Ontology annotation, molecular function: RNA binding. Bases 1 to 330 code for a protein of 109 amino acids. Gene Ontology annotation, cellular component: nuclear exosome (RNase complex); cytoplasm.
AUGCUGGCAGAAGUGGCUGUCUUGGCCGUCGACGGCCACGUUCUCCCCGAACCCUACAAGGGGGCCAUCAGGGCCCAAGACGCGCGAGAGACAGUGACUGAGAACUUCGACAUAGCCGAGUGUUUUCAGCCCUUAGACGUGGUGCGGGCGGAAGUGCUUUCUGUGGACGGAAGGCAGUACUUGCUGGGAACUGCAGCAGAAGGGUUUGGGGUUUUGUGUGCUGACAGCAAAAGGGGGGGGGCACUGCAGCCAGUGUCUUCGAGUUUGAUGCGCUGCAGCAUUUCGGGGCAGCUCGAAAGAAGGAAGGUCGCCCGGCCCCCGGGGGUUUAG